GAAUGCUCAGGCUUUCUCUCGCGAGGAAGGACGCCAUUAUCGGAAUCCUCACAAACAACACGAGAAUUCAUCAUUCACACGACGCAGGUUUGAAUGAUGGCAGAGCAAGAUUUGGUGGAGAUCGUUCAGAUCGCAGUGGCAGAUUUGAAUCAUGAAGGACAUCAAACAGAUGUCCUGGAGAAUAAUGAAGACGCUGAUCCACCAGGCAGGAAACGAGCAAGGUUGGACAUUAGCCAAGAAACCUCUAUUAAGUCGAUGCUGGUGUCCAUCAGUCAGGCUGUCUGCCAGCGGCUGGACAGCAUGGAGGCCAAGCUGCAGGUGCUUGAGGCCACCUGUCGAGGUUUAGUCGAGAAGCUGGACACAGUGAUGGGGAAAAACCAGUCGACCAUCCAGGUCCCCAUGGUGUCAGGCUCCCCGUUUGGAGCCACUCAGACCUGCGACAAAGUACGCUGUGUUGUUCCUCAUACAAACGUUAUAGUGAGUGGAGACCGGCCGAAGACGCGGGAGGAAACUUCACCGCUCGCCUCAGACUCUUUAGAGAACCUGCUCAGCAAUACUGUUGGGCGAGGAAGACAGAAGACGAUAUUGCUGAAGGUUCCCAUCCAGGAAGAGGUUCAGGAGGAUCAGGAAAGUGGCUCUGAAACGAGCGAUUCAGUGUCCAACAGCGGCCAGCCUUUAUCUCAGAAUACCAACAACGUAACACUCAUCACGCUCAACUCAGAGGAGGACUAUCCGGCAGGAACGUGGCUGGGUGAUGAGAACAACCCUGAGAUGCGCGUGCGCUGUCCGGUAUCUCCAGCAGACAUGCUGCACAUCAGCACCAACUGUCGCACGGCAGAGAAGAUGGCCCUGACGCUGCUGGACUACCUGUUCCACCGCGAGGUGCAGGCCGUCUCCAACCUCUCCGGACAGGGGAAGCACGGCAAGAAACAGCUGGACCCGCUCAUGAUCUAUGGCAUCCGAUAUGGAGUGUCGGCCGCAGAGACGUCGGCUAUCGAGACCUCUACCCAGCAGGCUUUGCACUACGCUCUGGCUGGAGCCGCACAGCAAGUCCAGAUCCACCGUAUAGGAGAAGACGGACAGGUGCAAGUCAUACCACAGGGACACCUCCACAUUGCUCAGGUGCCACAGGGCGAACAGGUGCAGAUCACGCAGGACAGCGAGGGCAACCUACAGAUCCACCAAGUACAUGUUGGGCAAGAUGGCCAGGUAAAUGUUCUAAGAGGACCGCAGCUCAUCGCAGUGGCGUCGACCGACGGGACCGGCGGGGUUGACGUGUCUCCACUCCAGGGUAACGAUAUUCAGGUGCAAUACGUCCAGCUGGGAACAGUGACCGACCACACCGGCACAGUACAAGCUGAAGCUCUGACUCCAGCGCUGCAGGCGGAGAUGGACGUGAAGGAGGCCAUUCAGCUCCAGCAAGCCGAGAACGGAGAGGUGGUUCAGAUUCAGAUGCCAGGCACUUGAGUCGCUCGUGCAAACUUCUCACGUGUGCAUAAACAAAGAUAUUCGGCUAAAGCGUCAAGGAGCGGGCGAACCCGAGGAGCGUGGCCACUCAAACUCAAAUUAUCUACCAAAACCACAGCCGUCAGUCAACAAUUUUCAACUAAUUCCAAGUAAAACAAAUGCAAUUUGUUGUAACAUGUCAGCUCGUAUGGAAACUACUGGCCAUCCCACCAAAAACAGUCACGGCGUCCAGUCUGCUUGGUAAUGUAUAAGCAAUGCUGGCUUCAUCGCUGGCUUAUUCAAUCUCUCCGACACUGAACAAAACAGAAAAGAACAGAAGGCUUUUUCCUCUCCGGUCUAUCUGAAGUACCUUUAUACGCAAGGAACAAGCAUGUUUAACUGAAAAUUCAAGCAGACGGUUGAGUUACUGGGUUUAAACCGGUCACAAGUGUCAUUUUUAGUACAUGAGCAUCACACUUUGUAGACUUUUGCUUAUAUGAUAUUUCAAAAAAGCAGCCGUUUAAAAUAUGCUAUAAACCAUAAUCCGAGAUUUUUCCGUUUUGCAAUCCUUUUGUGAAUUUUGUGUGCGUGUGUGUUUGUAUUGGUGAAGAUCUGGGGGUUUAUUUGAGGGCUGCCUGUCUUCAUUCAUCAAUUAUCAAUUUGUUUUCAUAAUGGUUAGUCUAAAUAUUUUUUGUUUAUUGUACAGAAAAAAAUAAACUACUGAAAGAUUUGUGGCGCUUUUGUAGGGCAGUUUACGAAUACACAGGAAAAUGACGACAGUGAACUGUGUUAAUGUAGUAUAUAAAAUAUGUACUUUUUCAUAUAUAUAUAUAUAUA
Messenger RNA from Sinocyclocheilus anshuiensis, 2283 nucleotides. Its product is annotated as protein BANP-like. The coding region runs from base 94 to 1467 and encodes 457 amino acids. The record is from RefSeq and is a predicted model, not a curated record. NCBI's taxonomy places the organism in Eukaryota, Metazoa, Chordata, Actinopteri, Cypriniformes, Cyprinidae. Gene Ontology annotation, molecular function: DNA binding. Gene Ontology annotation, biological process: protein localization to nucleus; negative regulation of protein catabolic process. The transcript has 12 exons.